Molecule: messenger RNA, 2123 nt
Organism: Portunus trituberculatus (swimming crab)
Lineage: Eukaryota; Metazoa; Arthropoda; Malacostraca; Decapoda; Portunidae
Exons: 9
Coding region: 1-1983 (660 amino acids)
Biological process (GO): monoatomic ion transport
Cellular component (GO): membrane
Molecular function (GO): protein binding; extracellular ligand-gated monoatomic ion channel activity
Source: RefSeq, a predicted model, not a curated record
AUGUGGGAAGGUGGAGGAGGUGGGAGAGUGGAGGAAGCAAGAGGGUGGAGAGCAGUGUCCGGUGUUGUCUUUACUCAGGUGUGCAAGAGUAAUGAGAUCUGGUGUUUCUGCUCAGGUGUCAAAAGUACAGAUGUCUUUUCUAAGAGCUGGGAGGUUAAUGCAUACCUGUACGUGUGGGAGGCAGAGGCGGCGAGGGGCAGUAUAACUCUGUGGGGUGAGAGCGAGCAGGGCGGGCAGGGAGGGCAGGGAGAGCAAGGAGAGGGCAUCAAGGUGUUCAGUCUACAGAGGGAGGCGACGAAGAAGACAACAGAUGAUGUGUUUCUCCGGUACAACUUCUCCCGUGACGCCAGAACAACUGACGCCUUGACUCUGUGUUACUGGGUCAGUGAGGCGGAGUGGCCGCUGCCUGGCGUGGUGGUGCCCGAGGUUUGGUAUCACGCCUGCCACCUCCUCGACGCCCGCAGCUACACCUUCUACUGGCAGGCAAGGCAAGUCCCUCCCCAACAGUCAGCACGGCAGCCUCCUCCCGUCAACACUCACGCCCAACACGAGGAGGAGUACCGCGGCAGGCCGCACGGCAGGUGGCCUUUCCUCAUGAACGGCACGGUGAUCCUGGGCCAGGAGCAGGAUGACGUGGGCGGCAACUUCGACGCUACACAGGUGACGCGGGGCGACAUCACACAGGUGUACAUGUGGGGUCGCCUGUUGGAGCCUGCUGCCGUACGCCGCCUGGCUUCCUGCGGCACGCCCGAUGCACAGGACGUGCUCUUCUCCACAGACACCUCGCAGGUGGAGGUGUUCGGUGGCGUAGAGAGUCGGCUGCCGCCCUCCAGCUUGUGCAGAGACCAACCCUUCUACGCCAUCCUGCCCGAGGAGAGAAGCCUACAGGCGUCGCUGGCGGUGUGCCAGGCGAUGGACGGCAAACUGGUUCUGCCCACCUCUGAAAGUGAGAACGCGCGCCUCACGCAGCAGAUGGUGCCCUUCAGCGACGUGUGCGUGCCCACAGCAGUGUGGAAGCUGUGGCUGGGUGCGCGGCUCACGGCGGCAGGGUGGAGCACAAUCCCAGCCGGUGCGCCGCUCACAUAUCACAACUUCCGGCCGGCCAUCAACAUCAACAGCUCCGUGUUUGGCUGCGCCGAGCUGCGCCUCGAUGGUUACUGGGAGCCAGACUAUUGCAAGUCCAAGCGCUGCACCGCCUGCAGCUUUGUGCGCACCAGCUACCUCCACUUCCGCGGGCUGUGUUUUGACAAGGAGCUGGAGGCCAGGUUUAGGGUGGUGGGGUCGCCAGAGCGGCGGCCUGUGUUUUGGAGUCACCAGGGUCUGCUGAUCGUCUGGCGCGACAAUCUCAGCAGGUGGCAGAUGGAGGACCCCAACAUCAACGCCACGCUGCUGUGGAGACUCGGGGUGGGCAGCGACUACCCGCUGGGGCGGCAACGAUGGCGCCUGGCGCGGGAGAUGUGCGGCCAGCAGGAGGGCCACACGCUGCACGCCAGCCUGUCCCGCUGUGCUGCUGAGGAGUUCACUUGCUCCACCGGGGAGUGCAUCGCGCCGCACCUGCGCUGCAACUUCCACUACGACUGCCCGGACAACAGCGACGAGGUGAGCUGCACUAUGGUGGAGGCGAGCAACGACGCGCUACUCAAGCAGGUCCCGCCGCCGCCGCUGAAGUCCUUUGAGGGCGACAUCCUGCAGCUGGAGUCGUCCAUAACUCUGACGCGAGUGGCAGCCGUGGACGACCUCAACAUGGCCAUCACGUUGGAGUUCAAGCUGACCCUGACGUGGAGCGACCAUCGGGUCAACUUCCGGCACCUGGGCGGGACAAGGCAGGGAGUGAUGCUGACUGAGGAGGACUCCGGGCGGUUGUGGCGGCCGCUGCUGCGGGUCGCCAACCUGGACGGUGGCAGGCUGGAGGAGCUGGGGCGGCGCUUCCUGGCACAAGCCGUCGCUCCGCCAACGCGCCCACCUUCAAUGACGUCAACAUAGACCCAGUGUUCGAGGGGAGGCACGUUCGUCUGCACCUGACGCAGCAGUUCCUGGCGCGGGUGGCGUGCUACCUGGAGCUGUACUCGUACCCGUUCGACCAGCAGCGGUGCGCCGUGGAGGUGCAGCUGGCGCCGGAGUCU